This is a messenger RNA of Mugil cephalus (flathead mullet), 3052 nucleotides long. RefSeq names its product ectonucleoside triphosphate diphosphohydrolase 4 (gene entpd4). The record is from RefSeq and is a predicted model, not a curated record. Gene Ontology annotation, biological process: nucleoside diphosphate catabolic process. Gene Ontology annotation, molecular function: nucleoside diphosphate phosphatase activity. Gene Ontology annotation, cellular component: membrane. The transcript has 13 exons. The coding region runs from base 223 to 2088 and encodes 621 amino acids. Lineage: Eukaryota; Metazoa; Chordata; Actinopteri; Mugiliformes; Mugilidae.
CACCACGUCACACACCGGAACCGCUGGAACUGUGCUACUAACGUCAACGUCAGUUAGCCAGCGGUUAGCAUAUGGCUACUCAGACAUAUCGUUUCAUCCAAAACAAGAGAGAUUUUUACUUUUUUGUUGAUCAUGGUAAUAAUUGAGGAAGGCACGAAGGAGCAAUGGAACAAGCCAAACCUCCCUUUUACGCACACUGACAAGUAGAAGACAAUCUGCACCAUGGGAAGGAUUAGCUUCUCGUGCCUUUUCCCAGCCUCGUGGCAUUUCAGCCUGUCACCCCAGCUCCUUCCUCGGCUGCUAGUACCUUCUCCCAGACAGCUGCUCUUCAUCAGCCUGGUAGUCUGCUUCAUAGGACUACUCUACCUGCUGCUUGUCGCUGGAAAGGGGCAUGCCAGCUGGAUCAGAAAGGAAAAUCACUUCCACAGGCACUUAGCGAGGGUCACUGAUGUCGAUGUGACAGAUACUAGCAAUCCCAACCUGAACUAUGGCCUGGUGGUGGACUGUGGUAGCAGCGGCUCCAGGGUAUUUGUGUAUUGCUGGCCCCGGCACAACGGGAAUCCCCACGAACUGCUGGACAUCCGGCAAAUGAGAGAUCAACACCGCAAGCCAGUGGUUAUGAAGAUCAAGCCAGGUAUCUCUGAACUGGCGAAAACACCUGAGAAAGCCAGUGAUUAUAUAUACCCACUGCUGAGCUUUGCCGCCCAGCACAUUCCCAAAUAUAAGCACCAGGAAACACCUUUGUACAUUCUGUGUACAGCUGGAAUGAGGAUCCUACCAGAAAGUCAACAAGAAGCAAUUCUAGAGGACCUGCGCACGGACAUCCCAGUCCACUUCAAUUUUCUCUUUUCUGACUCCCACGUGGAAGUGAUUUCCGGAAAACAAGAAGGUGUCUAUGCAUGGAUUGGAAUAAACUUCGUCCUUGGAAGGUUUAACCACGUGCACGAUGUCAAACAGGACGGGGAAGCUGUGGUGGAGGUUCAUGUUCCAGGCAGCGAUCAGCAGGAGGCGCUGAUGAGGAAAAGGACGGCUGGCGUCCUGGACAUGGGCGGCGUCUCCACGCAGAUUGCGUACGAAGUGCCCAAAACUGUAAGCUUUGCUUCUCCACAGCAGGAGGAAGUUGCCAAGAACUUACUGGCAGAGUUUAACUUAGGGUGUGAUGCACAUCGCACAGAACACGUUUAUCGUGUUUACGUGUCCACCUUCCUGGGUUUCGGAGGAAAUGCAGCGCGCCAAAGAUACGAGGAAAGCCUCAUCAGAAACACUGCCACUCGAAACAAGCUCCUAGGUCAUCAUGUGGGUGAGACAGCAGAGUCUCCCCUCCUGGACCCUUGUCUGCCCAGUGACCUGCAGGAUAAGAUCGGUGGGUCCACACAGAAACUUUAUCUGAGGGGCACGGGAGACUUUGACCAGUGCAGGCAAAUUCUCCAGCCGUUCCUCAACCGCACCAAUGAGACCCAAACCUCUCUCAGCGGUAUCUACCAGCCCGCAAUCGACUACAGCAACAGUCAGUUCUAUGGCUUCUCUGAGUUCUACUACUGCACGGAGGACGUGUUGCGCAUGGGUGGGGAUUAUAAUGCUUCGAAAUACGCCCAGGCUGCCAAGAGCUACUGCGCCACCCAGUGGAAGACUCUGAGGGAGCGCUUUGACUCUGGCCUGUAUGCCUCCCAUGCAGACCUUCACAGACUGAAAUAUCAGUGUUUUAAAUCGGCGUGGAUGUAUGAAGUAUUGCAUUCAGGCUUCUCUUUCCCAACCAAUUAUAAAAAUCUAAAGACUGCACUGUUGGUCUAUGAUAAGGAGGUCCAAUGGACUCUUGGAGCUAUACUUUACAGAACACGGUUUCUGCCUUUGAGGGACAUCCAACAGGAAAGUCUGAAAGGAACUCACUCUCACUGGCGGCACAGCUUCUCCUUUGUCAACAACCACUACUUAUUCCUGGCUUGUUUCUUCAUUGUGCUGUUGUCCAUUAUGCUGUACUUACUGCGACUCCGCCGCAUUCAUCGGCGCGCAACACAGCGCUGCAGCCCCUCCUCCGUGCCAUGGCUGGAAGAGGGCCUUGGCUCGCCAGCACUCCCCAUCAACCUCUAAACUUUGUAGAGCGUAAAGUCUGGACGGCAUGUCUGAUUUUUCCAAAGCUAAUCUUUACUCAUUUUCACUCUGAGGCCAUCUGCUUUUUCAGCGAAGGCUGAUCUCUGCUGAGUGUUGAGAGAUGGUACUGAGAUCUGGACAAAUCUCCAGGCUUACCUGAGACAAUGUUUGAUUUUAAGUUUUCUUUUUUUCUUUUUUUUUUCCUUCUCUGCCACAUACUCCUGUCGAUUUCAAAUGGCAGCUGUCUCCAAUUGUCUUUUUUUUCUCUGAAAAAGACAAACAUUAUGGUACUUUUCUCUUCAGGUAAUGUAUUCCGCACAUUCAACAAAUACACUAUGAUGGCUUUUUUAUUUUAUUUUUUUUAUUUAUGAGUGGAUAUUUGCCUUUCUUUAUGCCUUUUUAUAUAUGCAUGAUCACAUUUCUUUUUGUUGCUGCGUGAUGGAAUGAGCACUCUACCGAAACCUCAAAUGAAAUAUGAGUUUUGAUCAGAGCACUUUGCAAUGCAGUUGAGAAGCAUGUUCCAGCUGGAAUGGACUUUUGUGUGUGUGUGUGUCUGUGUGUCUGGGGUUUUUUGUUUUGUUUUGUUUGUUUUUUUUCCAAACUGUUCAGUCUCAUAUUUAUGUUGCAAGACAAGUAGCCUUUUAUAGCUAUAUUAGUGCAAUACGUGUCUUUUCACUGUUGGGAAAUCCUCCAAAACCUGUCUGCCUUUUUAAUUUUUGCUCGACUUUCAAUCUCUCUUUAAUGCCCUGCUGAAAUUCUUGUGUUGGCUUAUCUGACUGCAAAGUUGGAUACCACUGCAUAUAUUUACGUAGGGCUUCAUUUUCAGAAGCUGUCAUAUCACUGCUGUGUGUGAAUUGCUAGGAUGAGCCCCAUUAUUUAUAUGAAAAUGGUCUAAUGGAAUGUUUUCACACAUUAAUGUGAAAUAAAUGUGACAUUGCAAUUCAGUAAUAAAGGUUUUAUUGUA